AUGGCAAACGAUGGUUUCAGUUUUGUGGAAGAUCUUAGUGUGGCAAGCGACUUCUGGAACAUGAAGGCCCGAAUCAUACGUAAAUGGGAACAAACCUUCAAGGUGGACAUGGUGCUUCUGGAUGAGAGGGGUAACAAAAUACAAGCUCAAUGUAAGAACAUGUUGUUGUCAGAUUUUGGGCAGUAUCUUAAAGAAGACUCCACCAUUGUCAUCCGAAGGUUUGGUGUCGCUAAGCAAAGAGAUAAGUAUCAUGUAAUGGGAAGGAAUGCUUCGUGUGGUGACCUUGACAUCUUCAAGAAUAAGGAAAAGGAAAGCAAAAGGAUGAACUUUGAGUUGCAAGACUUGAGUGGCCAAAUUAUCAAGUGUACUCUAUGGGGAAAGUAUGCUGAACAAUGGAACAAGUUCAUUUGCAACAAUAAGUCAACUGAGAUGGUUAUUGCUAUCCUUCAACAUGCUAAAUUGAAGAGAUUUAACAGAGAGCUCACUGUCCAAAAUGACAUGUAUGGAACUAGACUAUUCCUUAAUGAAGACAUCCAAGAAGCAAAUGACUUGAGGAGGGGCCUCAUAUUGAGAGACGGUGUUGGUGCUGCCUCCCAAACCAUCCUUGAGUCUCAGACUGUUUAUCCUUUCCAUAAAGAAUUUGUUGUAAACACUGUCAAGAAAAUGUGGAUGAGAUUGGGGAAUGUCAUGAGAAUGAUUGAAGAGGAUGUUGGUUGGUUUUACGUUGCCUGUCGUCAACAUAGUAAGAAGGUAUUGACUAAGGAUGAAUUUCUGGAACAAGCUAUUGAAAUCCCAAACCAUUUUCUUGAAGCUCCAAUAGACGGUCUUUGGUGUCUUGCUUGCAACGACAUUGCCAUAUCUUUUGUCCCAAAAGUCCAAGAUCACACCGGUUCUGUUUCUUUGGUGAUGUUCGACAAAGAUGUUGCUAAACUGAUUGGUUUGUCUGCAAAUGAUAUUCGAGAGAGACAAAUACGAUCAGGUGAGGUUGACACUUUCCCUCAUGAGCUCAAUGUCUUGCUAAACAAGCUCUAUGCUUUCAAGAUCUCUGUUGCAAAGUACAAUUUUGAAAAGGAUUACUUGGUGUACACUGUGGCCAAAGUUUGUCGAGACCCUGAAAUAAUUGAGGAACUACAAAAAAAGGAUGAAGAUGAUGAGGGAAGCCGUGGUGAAGGUGCAAUGAUCAUUGCUAAGCUUGGAGAGUCCUCCCAGUCUAAGCUUGGAGACUCUUGCCAGUCUAGGUUUGGAGAUAGCUCACAGGGUGUUGUGGAGUCGGCUGAAGUUGUGGUCGAUUCAUCUCAUUUUAUGGUGAAAUCUAAGACUCUUUGUGAUGUAUGUGAAGUGUGUCCUCUUUCGCCGAAUGUUUGGAUACCCACCCAGAAAAUAUAUACCACUUUUCAAAAAAGUCCUGCGAUUCUGUGUACUCCUUCAUCAUCAGUUAUUCGAACACCUAUAGCGACAAGACAUGGCUCUAGAAGCACCAAUAUUCCAGACUGUACUCCUCCUUCAUCUUCCAUACCAUCAUCCUGUGUUCUCAAAGAAUCUAUAUGCACAACUGAUCGCAGUAGAAGUACAAGUAUUCCGGACUUUACUUCUCCAUUAUGUUCCAUGCCAGCGAGCGCUCUUUUUAAUGGUUCCACAACCACAAAAAGUGCAUCCAGAAUGGUGGGUACUGGUACUCAUGAUCCGCAACCCACACCUACAUUGUCAUGUGUAGUUAAUGACUCAUCCAAUCAGACACUAUCAAAUUCCAUUCCUGAUACUCCUCCAAUUGGAUUAAGAGAUGCACCUAGACUUGGUGUUUCAAAUAGCAUAGAAACUCUGAAUUAUUUGCGCAAAGGAAAGCAAAAGGUAACUAUUGGUAAUCAAGAAAAUAGUUUUCCAUUUACAAGGCCUGGUUUAGUGUUCAAUAAGCCUACUAGAAAGUCUAAUUCUAGACGCAAAUCCUCCAAUUUGAAAAUGAAUGACAUACCUGCAUUCAAUUUAGAGAUUUUUAAUGAUCCUUCAACGGAAGAACUUAGAAAGAUGAAAGGCGUUUCUUCAGAAUAUAUUGAUCAUGGCGAUCAAAUACAUGUUUGUGCCAAUUGUCAUGCCAUGAUGUGGGAAGCUGAAAUGCUUAGAGGGAAUAAAAAUGGUAAGAAGCGAUCAUUUUCCCUUUGUUGUAAGAAUGGACAAGUUCAACUUCCUGACGCAAUAGAACCUCCACCUUUGUUACGGAAUCUUUUUAAAGGUUCCCAUACAAGGAGCACCAAUUUUAUGAAUAACAUCCGUGCUUAUAACACGAUGUUCUCUUUCACAUCGAUGGGUGGUAAGGUUGACAAAAGUGUUCAAAGUGGUAGAGGUCCAUAUUGCUUUAGACUACAAGGUCAAAUUUGCCAUAGAAUGGGUAGCCUAUUGCCUUCUGCUGGAGAGCAACCAAAAUUUUCCCAACUUUACAUACACGAUUCAGAGAAUGAGGUUCAACAUCGACUAAAUGCAUUAAGUGGAACUGGUGUAAAACGCGAUGAUCUUGAUCCAGGCAUAAUCAACCUUCUUAAGAAUAUGCUGGACUCUUGCAAUCCGCUUGUGAAGUCUUUUCGGAUGGUAAGAGAUUGUUUGGAAGAAAAUGACUUACAAGACGUCAUACUGAAACUCAUUUCAACAAGAGAAAAAGACGGUAGAACUUACAAUUUGCCCACCGUCUCAGAAGUUGCAGCCUUAAUAGUUGGUGAUAUUGACGGAUUAGUUGAUCAAAGGGACAUUGUUGUUAGGACCUGGUCUGGAUUUCUACAAAGAAUUAGAGAGUUGCACCCUUCGUACCUUGCUUUACAGUAUCCGCUUCUUUUUCCGUUUGCUAAAGAUGGUUUUAGGCUAGGCAUUAAACACAGAGGGAUUCCAGAUGACUGUAAUAAACUGAAAACCAACCUUACACUGAGAGAGUUUUUUUGCUACAGAAUACAAGACCGAAUAAAACCUUUUUCACUGAUAACAUAUGCCAAAAAAUUGUUUCACCAAUUGUUGGUGGACGCAUACACCAUGGUGGAAGCUGAUAGGUUGUCUUACGUCAAUCUACAACAACCUAAACUAAGAACUGAUACAUUCAUAAAUUUGCGACAGAAUAUGGAAAAUGGUAACAAUAAUGGAUCGAAAAUAGUUUACUGGUGGAGCCAGGUAUAUGAUGCAAAAGUAUUUGGACGCCAUGGCUAUAUGCAAGACUGUAGGAUAUCCGAAUCUUUUCAUAACAAUGACUUGCAAUCCCAACUGGCCAGAGAUCCAUAG
This is a messenger RNA of Erigeron canadensis, 3255 nucleotides long. RefSeq lists its product as uncharacterized. The record is from RefSeq and is a predicted model, not a curated record. Bases 1 to 3255 code for a protein of 1084 amino acids. Lineage: Eukaryota; Viridiplantae; Streptophyta; Magnoliopsida; Asterales; Asteraceae. The transcript has 16 exons.